Colius striatus (speckled mousebird) is the source of this 1903-nucleotide messenger RNA. It is a transcript of the gene NHLRC1, whose product is annotated as NHL repeat containing E3 ubiquitin protein ligase 1. The record is from RefSeq and is a predicted model, not a curated record. Gene Ontology annotation, molecular function: ubiquitin protein ligase activity; translation repressor activity; protein binding. Lineage: Eukaryota; Metazoa; Chordata; Aves; Coliiformes; Coliidae. Gene Ontology annotation, biological process: protein polyubiquitination; negative regulation of translation; proteasome-mediated ubiquitin-dependent protein catabolic process. The transcript is spliced from 3 exons. The coding region runs from base 5 to 1165 and encodes 386 amino acids.
GGGAAUGGCGGCGGAGGACGAGGCGGAGCUGGGUUUGCUGGAAUGCCGGGUGUGCUUUGAGCGCUACGGCCCGGACGGUCAGCGGCGUCCGCGGAACCUGCCGUGCGGCCACGUCCUGUGUCAGGGCUGCGUGUGGGCUCUGGGCGGCCCUCAGCGCCGGCGCCUGGAGUGUCCCUUCUGCCGCAGGGCCUGCGGCCCGGCCGACACCAGCGACUGCCGCCCGCUGCUGCAGCUGCUGGAGCUGCUGGGCCCCGCCGGCUCCGGCAUCCCCUCAGCCUUGGGCGGGAGGAGCGGCGGGGCCGCCGGGCCGGCCGCGGCGGGCCUCGGGCCGCGGCUGUCGCUGGGCGGCUGGGGGUCGCUGGUUAACCCCACCGGCGUGGCGGCGUGCCGGAGGUCGGGGCGGUUGGCGGUGGCACACGACGGCAAGAAGAGGAUCCACGUUUUCGGGCCGAGCGGGUCCUGCCUGCAGCGGUUCGGGGAGAGGGGGGACGCGGACAACGACGUCAAAUACCCGCUGGAUGUGACGGUGACGGCGGAUGGGCACGUGGUGGUGACCGACGGCGGCGACCGCUCCGUGAAGGCUUUUGAUUUUGAGGGAAGGGGGGUCCUGGCCGUCCGCGAAGGUUUCUGUUUGCCUUGGGGCUUGGAUGCCACCCCCAAGGGCGAAGUAAUCCUGACAGACUCGGAGGCUGGCACCCUGUACCGCCUGACAGCCGACUUCAAGAAGGGGAAAUUGAAGAAGUGUCAGAUGAUCCAGUCUCAGCUCGUCAGCCCCAGAGGCGUCGCAGUCUCCCAGACCUCGGGUGCCGUCGCGGUCAUAGAGCACCUGAAAGCUCCGGGACCAAACAACGGCAGCACUCGGGUGAAGAUAUUCAGCGAGGAGAUGGAUUUCAUCACCCAGAUGGACACCUUUGGUCUGGACCUCAUCUUCCCCGCCAGAAUAUACAUGGUGGCCGUGGCCUUUGACAAAGAGGAUCGCGUUAUAGUAACAGAUGUCUGUAGCCAGGCUGUGAUAUGCUUAGGGAAGCCUGAGGAGUUUCCCGUCUUUAAGCCUCUAAUUAGCCAGGGGCUUUCUUACCCCAUAGGACUGACUUACACGCCAAAUAAUUCCCUCAUCGUUUUAGACAGUGGCGAUCAUUCAGUGAAAAUAUACAGCUCCACCUGAAUGGGUUCAGGCGCUCACUGCUAUAGGUUCAAGCUGCUUUGGGCCAUAAAGCCCGCAAAGUCCCGGUGUUAGUGAGGAAGAGGCAUUUUCUGGGCUUGAAGUGGAGUUGCCCCGUCUGACCCAACACGCUGGUGCUUCCUGCAAGACUCACGUCGAGUCUCCUGCCUGUCCAGUGGAGAAGAGCUGACUGUUGCAGGCCCCAGUCAACAACGAAUCAACCAACCAAAUAAUCUGGCAUUUCAAAACUAUUCCAUCUCGUGACAACCAAAGGUUUCUGGCGCCUUUUGACAAGUAGGAACAGGGACAUUUGGAAUGGAGUAAUAGAAGUGUGGCACGUGGGAGAGAAAGUGGAGUGCUGUCUCUUGAUGCUUCCCAGCACAUUGUUUUGUUAUUGUCUACACUGGUGAGAGUGACAGAAUUUCUGUUUCCAGGAUUUCAGCAUAAGAAAGGACACUGGCCUCAUGAAAUGAUAGGAGAAGCAGAAGCUCCCUUUCAAGGUUGCCUGAAGCCAGCUGAGAUCAUUGCAAUGGAGGAGCUGCCACUGAUGACUUUUCCCUUCAUCCCUGCUGAGCAAAAACCACGCCUCUGGAAACAAAGCCUGGGCAUUGCUCUGUGUUAGACUGCAUGUAGUGUCUGGUGGCUAACAGAAGAGACUUGGAGACAGCAGACUCUCUUUUUCUGCCUAUGGCAAGAAACCCACGUGCAGCAGCUCCUGCUGCUGACAUUCUCCAGAUGCCC